Penicillium verhagenii is the source of this 2181-nucleotide messenger RNA. It is a transcript of the gene catA, whose product is annotated as catalase catA. The transcript is spliced from 2 exons. The coding region runs from base 1 to 2181 and encodes 726 amino acids. Gene Ontology annotation, biological process: hydrogen peroxide catabolic process; response to oxidative stress. Gene Ontology annotation, molecular function: catalase activity; heme binding. Lineage: Eukaryota; Fungi; Ascomycota; Eurotiomycetes; Eurotiales; Aspergillaceae. The record is from RefSeq and is a predicted model, not a curated record. Gene Ontology annotation, cellular component: cytosol.
AUGACAGCCAACACAAAUUCGAGGACCGAAAGCGGCAAGCUCGCCGACAUGGCAAAGGAUACAGUGGAAUUAGAUUCCAAGCAACAUAUGACAACCGACUAUGGCAUUAAGAUCUCAGACCCCGACCAUUCGUUGAGGGUAGUAAGCGAUUCGACCACGGGUCCAGCGCUGUUGGAAGAUCAGAUUGCUCGCGAGAAGAUUAUGCGAUUUGACCAUGAGCGUAUCCCUGAACGAGUUGUGCAUGCCCGCGGAACGGGCGCAUUCGGUACCUUCAAGUUAUUUGAGAGCGCUGAGGAUGUCACAACAGCUGGUGUCUUGACAGAUACCAGUCGCACUACGCCUCUCUUCUUGCGCUUCUCUACCGUGCAGGGUAGCAAAGGUAGCGCAGAUACUGUCCGCGAUGUACGCGGCUUUGCAGUGAAAAUGUACACAUCCGAAGGAAACUGGGAUAUUGUUGGAAACAACAUUCCUGUUUUCUUCAUACAGGAUGCAGUCAAGUUCCCCGAUUUCGUGCACUCGGUCAAACCCGAGCCACAUAAUGAGGUACCACAAGGUCAAAGUGCACACAACAACUUUUGGGACUUUGUUUAUUUGCAUUCGGAGACCACUCACAUGAACUAUUGGCAAAUGUCUGAUCGAGCUAUUCCUCGCUCGUACCGGAUGAUGCAAGGCUUUGGUGUGAACACUUACUCUCUCGUCAACAAAGAGGGCAAGCGCCAUUUCGUCAAGUUUCACUUCACUCCCGAGCUGGGAGUUCACUCACUGGUUUGGGACGAAGCCCUGAAGAUUUGCGGUCAGGAUCCCGACUUCCAUCGCAAGGACCUGAUCUCCGCCAUUGAUGCGGGUCAAUUCCCCAAGUGGAAGUUCGGUUUGCAGCUUAUCCCCGAGGAGAAGGUGGAUGAUUUUGAAUUCGAUCCACUCGAUGCUACCAAGGUUUGGCCAGAAGAGCUCGUUCCAAUCCGGUACAUCGGCGAGCUGGAGCUCAACCGCAAUGUUGAUGAGUUUUUCCCUCAAACUGAACAAGCGGCUUUCUGUACCAGCCACAUCGUCCCUGGCAUCGACUUCUCCAACGACCCCCUCCUGCAGGGUCGCAACUUCUCGUACUUUGAUACCCAAAUCUCCCGUCUCGGCGCAAACUGGGAAGAACUCCCGGUCAAUCGCCCCGUUUGUCCAUACAUGAGUCUCGUCAAUCGUGAUGGCGCUCAAAGACACCGCAUCACUAAGGGAACGGUUAACUACUGGCCGAACCGUUACGAAGCAAACCCACCUGCCACGCCUGCUCAGGGUGGAUUCACCAGCUACCCCGAGAAGCAAGAGGGUAUCAAGGCGCGCGCCCUGUCCGAGAAGUUCAAGGAGCAUUACAACCAAGCACAGACCUUCUAUAACUCUCUCUCGCCCAUCGAAAAGAUGCAUCUCGCAAAAGCCUUCUCUUUCGAGCUGGAUCAUUGCGACGACCCAAUUGUCUACAAGCGUAUGACUGAGCGCGUGGCCGCCGUCAGUCUCGAACUCGCCGAGCAAGUCGCCAAGAACGUCGGCGGAGAAACACCCAAGAAACCCUUGAAGCCCAACAAGGGUCAAACGGCCAAGGGUCUCAGCCAGCUAGAGUAUCUGCCCGAGACGCCCACCAUCGCGACGCGUCGAAUCGCUAUCUUGAUCGCCGAUGGAUUCGAUCACGCGUCCUACAUCGCCAUGAAAGAGGCCCUCGAGGCGCGUAACGCUUUCGUUUUCACCAUCGGUGCCCAACGCCAAGGUGUGGUUGCCGAGUCAGGAGAGAAGGUCAUCCCCGACAACUUUUUCAAUGGUAUGCGAUCUACUCUUUUCGACGCGACAUUUGUGCCGGGCGGAAAGCAUGUUGCUGCAUUGGCAAAGAAUGGUGUGGCCAAGUUCUGGAUUACCGAGUCAUUCGCCCACCUCAAGGCCAUUGCCGGUAUCAACGAAGCAGUCCCUUUCAUCGCGAAGCAAGUUGGAUUGGAGGAAGUUAAGGUUUCCAAGCCUGGCACGACCUCUGUAGUGGAAUCCUAUGGUGUUGUGACCGGUCAUGGCGAUGCAGCUGCGACGUUGGGCGUUAAGGAGGUCGGACCCGAUUCCAAGAGUCUUGCGGAACAAUUUAUUUGGCACGUGUCGCGACACCGGAACUGGCAGCGUGAGCUGGAUGGGCUUGCGGAUCAAAUUGCGGCUUAA